Messenger RNA from Corythoichthys intestinalis (scribbled pipefish), 1847 nucleotides. RefSeq names its product Golgi-associated plant pathogenesis-related protein 1-like. The record is from RefSeq and is a predicted model, not a curated record. The transcript has 6 exons. Gene Ontology annotation, cellular component: extracellular region. The coding region runs from base 347 to 799 and encodes 150 amino acids. NCBI's taxonomy places the organism in Eukaryota, Metazoa, Chordata, Actinopteri, Syngnathiformes, Syngnathidae.
GUGGAGCACAGAUAAAGCCACAAAACUUGUUUUUAUCUGUGGUUGUCUCAAUUACAUUUAAAUAUCAAACAAAGUAGACUGCUACAUUCGUUUCCUAAAAUAGAGAAUAACACAUACCUGUCAUCUACAUUCAGAUGUUUUUUGAUUACUUUCUGUACUUUGCAGGUGCAGAGUGAAUUGAUUGACAGUACUUGAAGAACAAUAUGCAAAGGAGGCAGCUGUAUGAUCCUGUUGGGGUUGUAACAAGCAACCUGGGUGGGUCUCCGCCUCCACAUCUCGAGCACAUAAAUAUCAAGACAGACGAAUUCAUUUGUGCAGUGGCUGUUUGACAUUAACCACGAACACAAUGGCAGCAGAUGCAAGCUUUCAAAAGGAGUUCCUGGAUACUCACAACGCCUACAGAGCACGGCACAACGCACCGCCUAUGACACUAAACAGUGAGCUGAAUGCUAAGGCUCAGAAAUGGGCAGAGCACUUGCUGGUUUUGGGUGCUCUAAAGCACAGUGACAGCAGUGAUGGCGAGAAUAUUUAUCACAAGUGGAGCUCGGCCCGUAUUAAAUUAACAGGAAAAGAAGCUGUUGACUCGUGGUACAGUGAAGUUAAGGAAUAUAAUUGGGGAAGGCCAGGAUAUCAAAGCAAUACAGGUCAUUUUACACAGGUUGUGUGGAAAGAAAGCACCCAGCUGGGAGUUGGUUUGGCCACUGAUGGUAACACAGUUUAUGUUGUUGGGCAGUAUCGACCUGCAGGAAACAUCAGCAUGGAGCAGUACUUCAUUGAAAAUGUCCUUCAACAAGCAUGAGGGAUGUGCAUUUUAUAGCUGGCGGAGGACCCACUGGUGGUGGCGAGAACCCAAAGGACACCUGCAUACUGUGGUAGAAAACCUUCAAUGUUGUACUGGAUUCAAGCCUGCGUAUGAAGACAUGUAUUGUGUUUUAAAAAUUGUAAAUGAUUUUUUAUACUAACAAAAAGACACGUUGUGGUCUGGGAAAUAAAUAAUCUAGCACUAUGGCUUGGUGAUAUUGCCUAAAAACGAAAUCUCCAUUUUUUAAAUUUUUUCCUACAAAAAAAUUGUGAGUCACAAUUUUUCUACCCCGUACUUUUUAAAGGGAACAAUAGGUACAAAUGGCAGAGAAAACUCAAAACAAGUUUUACUUCAUGCCUGGCAAUCCUAUUCAGUGUUUUGUUUGUGUGUUAGUAAUUGCCGGCAAUAAAAUUAGAAAACAAUUAUGUGCGUAUGCGACGUAAGAAGAAAAAAAUGGCUCUCCAUCAACAGCCGGUUGAAAUUGUUCACUUGAAACAGUCUGCACUAAGAGCCGUUUAGUUCGCAGUCAACACAGGUAAGCAGGCAGAGGCAGGUCUCGCCUUUAAUGUAUAUUGCAUAUCUCAUGGAUGCAAAAUAUGUGCUAUAACAAGAAAGGGGGUGGAGGGGUUGGGUGGUUUCGAAUUAUUGUGAACUUUUUCAACCCUCCACAAUAAUAAUUUUUAAAAAUUAUUUCAUCAAACCAAUGUAUCACUCCUAUCUAGAACAUACAAUAACUGCAUGAAUUAAUAGCAACAAUAUGUUGGGUUAUCACAAACAAUUUAAUGAAUAUUUCUGUUAUUGUUGUAUUUACUAAAUAUAAAUAUUAUAUAUAUGAAUAUUUGUUAUCGUUGUAUUUACUCAAUAUAGAAUAAAAUUGAUUCAUACAAGAGCUGACAAUUACUUUGCAUGUGAAGCUUUUAUAUGUAUACAAAAUCUGUUUCAGAAAUAAAUUCUUGCAUUAACCAUUACCAGUCUAUGUCUGUGGUAUGGUCCAUUUUCAGUUGUGGGGAUUGACUGAUUUAUGCCUUGAUGAGUCACCGAAAUG